AGCAUUUGCCGCCAGGGAGGAGUCAUAUGUGGUAGUUUGUUCCCGUUGUUGUUGGGGUUCGGUCGCUGGUUUUAGUUCCUUGGUUUUAAUUGUGUUACUGUUAAGAAAAUGUCUGCAACAGAAGCAAGUGCUGGAGAGGAGGCCGCCUCUGCUACAAGCCAAGCUUUUGUGUUGCCAGAGGGGAAAGUCAUUCCCAACACCGUGUUUGUUGGAGGCAUUGAUAUAACGAUGGAUGAAAUGGCGAUUGGCAACCUCUUUGAAAAGUAUGGCAAAGUGAAAGACUUAAAAAUAAUCACAGACAGAACAGGGGUGUCCAAAGGGUAUGGAUUUGUUUCUUUUUAUGACGAGGUGGAUGUGCAAAAAAUUGUCAAGUCGCAGAUAAAUUUCCAUGGGAAAAAACUGAAACUUGGCCCUGCCAUUCGAAAGAUGCAACGUAUAUGUACCUAUGUGCAAACUAGUCCUGUGGUAAUUAGUCCACCUACUCAGUUCCACCCUACUUGGAACAGUCAGAAUGCAGACUCGUACAUCCAGCAUUCUCCCAUCAUCAGCCCUGUGACUCAGUAUGUGCAGGCUUGCCCAUACCCAAGCUCUCCACCAAUGGCAAUUCAGCAGAUUCCUGUAGGCUGCCAACAACCUAGCUACUUUCAGGUAUCUCCACAGUGGCCAACCGAUCAACGGAACUACAUGUUUCCUUCACCAGCUUUCACUUUCAACUACAACUGCUGUGAGAUAGAUCCAAAUGGAGGUGAGCCUAUGCCAAGAGAAUAUCAUAUUGAUCAGGCAGUGUCUGCUUCUGGAGCCAAUCUGCAGAAGGGAUUAAACGGAAAGAACUUGCAAUUUCACUGUUUUGCGCUCACUUUAGAGAUAUGUGGACAUGAGUACCCAGACUAUUAUAUCCUGCUUGUUUGAUCCAGCAAAAAAAGUCCGUUUAUUUGCUUCACAGGAGGACUACAUACAGGACGAUAGUGUGCACCAAUUCAGAAGGAGCAAGUCUGUUAUAAAGAGAGUUUCCAACUGAAAAUGGCCUUACUUUAUAGAUCCGGUUUGCAUAGAAAUCCAUAUACACUUCCAAAUGUUGUGCCUUUUAGUUUGUCGAAUUCACCUAACACUAAUGUGUAUAUAGUUGUUCUGAACACAGAAGUCACUUGUUUUAUAUGUUUGUAUGAAGCACCUUUAAGUAUAGACAACUACAGUUUGUUCACUGCCUCACAUUUACAUUUAUAGUUUGUUUCCCACGCAAUGUUUUCCAAUCCUUACACAAGUGGUGUGCACAUACACAGUGAUAUAAUCCCAAAUCAUCUUCUCUUUGGGAUCAUGGCAUUGUGUAGUGGGACUAGUUACAAAGAUUUUUCAGCCACACUCACUUUAUCAAUUGUUUUUUCUCUUCACCACAGCCACACUCACUUUUAUUUGUAUUCUUGAAUGAAACACAUUUUGCUUGUUUUUCAAAACACUAGUUUAUUGGGAUUAUUAUGCAAGUUCACUGGUAUACAUACACAAGGCAUUUACCGUAUUGUAUUUUUCUUCAAUAAGUUGAGGUAAAUGAAGUUAUGUUUAAUAGGCUUUUAAUUGCACUUGGCUUCUGUUACAAAAAGCGUUAUUAUUGGAAAUGUCUAGAAACAUGCAAGUUGUGUUUAUGUAAGUUAAGUGACCACUUAAAAAAAUGUAAAUCCUUUAUGAAACAUUUUAAUGCUAUUUAUGCAAUGGUUUUACUUUUGACAUGACCCUAUUUUAAUUUUCAAUUUAAGAAAAUGAGCCUAUAUAAUGCUUUUAAAAAUUAGACUAACUUGCCAAAAUAAUCUUUUCAAAUUUGAAGCACUGGGCAAUCUGUGGUAUGUUGUUUUUCCAGACUUGUUUACCCUUACCAUAAAAUUUAAUGAAUAAAUAAGUGCAAAACAGA
Messenger RNA from Xenopus tropicalis (tropical clawed frog), 1900 nucleotides. RefSeq names its product deleted in azoospermia-like (gene dazl). Gene Ontology annotation, cellular component: cytoplasm. Bases 109 to 909 code for a protein of 266 amino acids. Lineage: Eukaryota; Metazoa; Chordata; Amphibia; Anura; Pipidae. The record is from RefSeq and is a predicted model, not a curated record. Gene Ontology annotation, biological process: germ cell development. Gene Ontology annotation, molecular function: nucleic acid binding; RNA binding; mRNA 3'-UTR binding. The transcript has 12 exons.